ACAGCUUCCGCCGCAUCCGCAUCCCUUAUCAUCGUCGAAGUAAACUGUUGAACUGCGAGCUACAGCUUUUGAACUUCGUGAAACCAUCGUCAACGCUUCCGAACGCAAAGUUUCCAUUCCCCUUAAUGGGUUCAGUUGUAAGCUCGCUACAAAAAGCGCCACUGGUUGUCAACAUGGACAGCGCACAGGCCCAAUUUGUUAGAGAAACAAUUGCCAAUCACAAAGUAGUCAUAUUUAGUAAGUCCUAUUGUCCUUACUGCAGCAUGGCUAAGGAGCAAUUCAGAAAACUUAAAGUGGAAGCUACGGUCGUUGAGUUGGAUCAACGGUCGGAUGGCAAUGAAAUUCAAGCAGUUCUGGGCGAGAUGACCGGAGCUCGUACAGUACCUCGUUGCUUUAUCAAUGGAAAGUUUAUUGGCGGCGGUACUGACGUCAAGCGAAUGUAUGAAACCGGCGUGCUGCAGAAAUAUUUUCAGUGAAUGAUACUUAAACGAAUGCCCACUUUCAGACGUAUAAUAUGCGUGUAAUUUUUUCAAUUUUUGAUCAUUUAGCAUACAGUUCAUAUAAUUUUUAUGCAUAUACAUACAAAUACGAAACAAGUUGCUUAAAGUUAAAUUUAAGAAAGUAAAGAACGAUGGUAACACCUGUGAGCACAUUUAAA
This is a messenger RNA of Scaptodrosophila lebanonensis, 658 nucleotides long. RefSeq names its product glutaredoxin-C4. Gene Ontology annotation, molecular function: glutathione disulfide oxidoreductase activity. The record is from RefSeq and is a predicted model, not a curated record. The transcript is spliced from 3 exons. Bases 126 to 476 code for a protein of 116 amino acids. NCBI's taxonomy places the organism in Eukaryota, Metazoa, Arthropoda, Insecta, Diptera, Drosophilidae. Gene Ontology annotation, cellular component: cytoplasm. Gene Ontology annotation, biological process: cellular response to oxidative stress.